This is a messenger RNA of Zonotrichia leucophrys gambelii, 11314 nucleotides long. It is a transcript of the gene MDGA1, whose product is annotated as MAM domain containing glycosylphosphatidylinositol anchor 1. Gene Ontology annotation, molecular function: protein binding; axon guidance receptor activity. Gene Ontology annotation, biological process: synapse organization; homophilic cell-cell adhesion. NCBI's taxonomy places the organism in Eukaryota, Metazoa, Chordata, Aves, Passeriformes, Passerellidae. The coding region runs from base 35 to 2944 and encodes 969 amino acids. The transcript has 17 exons. Gene Ontology annotation, cellular component: axon; plasma membrane; neuronal cell body. The record is from RefSeq and is a predicted model, not a curated record.
GGAGGCUUUCGGCUGCUCCUCGCUCCCCCGCCGGAUGCUGCCUGAGCUGUUUUGGCUGUUUUUCUUCGCCGGCGAUGAAGGCUCUGCCUUGAAGAUGGACAUGAUCUGUUUUUUAUUCCUGUCUCUGGUGCCGGUGUACAGCAGGGGACAAGGGGUGUACGCCCCUGCUCAGGCCCAAAUCAUCCAUGCUGGGCAAGCAUGCGUGGUGAAGGAAGACAACAUCAGUGAACGCGUUUACACAAUUCGUGAGGGGGACACGCUGGUCCUGCAGUGCCUGGUCACAGGACACCCCCGGCCACAGGUGAGAUGGACCAAAACUGCUGGCAGCGCGUCGGACAAAUUCCAAGAGACGUCAGUGCUUAACGAGACCCUUCGGAUUGAGAAGAUCCAAAGGCUGCAGGGGGGCCGCUAUUACUGUAAAGCAGAAAAUGGGGUUGGGGUCCCUGCCAUCAAGUCCAUUCGAGUAGAUGUGCAGUAUCUGGAUGAGCCUGUUCUCACCGUUCACCAGACCAUCAGUGAUGUGCGGGGCAGCUUCUACCAGGAGAAGACCGUCUUCCUGCGCUGCACGGUCAACUCCAACCCGCCCGCUCGCUUCAUCUGGAAACGGGGAGCUGAGACGCUUUCUCACAGUCAGGACAAUGGGGUGGACAUCUACGAGCCCCUUUACACACAGGGUGAAACCAAAGUCCUGAAGCUGAAGAACCUUCGACCUCAGGAUUAUGCCAGCUACACGUGCCAGGUGUCUGUCCGCAAUGUCUGCAGUAUUCCUGACAAAUCCAUCACCUUCCAGCUCACAAACACCACAGCCCCACCUGCUCUGAAGCUGUCUGUCAAUGAGACACUGGUGGUCAACCCUGGUGACAACAUCACCAUGCAGUGCUCUCUGACAGGCGGUGACCCACAGCCAGAAGUGCUUUGGUCCCACUCUCCUGGCCCCAUGCCUCCCAACAGCCUCGUGCAAGGAGGCAACCUCACCAUCUGGAGGAUCCGUGUGGAGGACUCGGGCUACUACAACUGCACGGCCAUCAACAACGUGGGCAACCCGGCAAAGAAGAUUGUGAACCUGCUGGUGCGGUCCAUGAAGAAUGCCACAUUCCAAAUCACUCCUGAUGUGAUCAAAGAGAGCGAGACCAUCCAGUUAGGCCAGGACUUGAAGCUCUCAUGCCAUGUAGAUGCUGUGCCCCAGGAGAAGGUUGUCUACUCAUGGUACAAGAAUGGAAAACCAGCCAGGUUCUCAGACCGGCUGCUCAUCACCCGCAACGACCCCGAGCUCCCACCUGUGACGUGCAGCUUGGAGAUUAUUGACCUGAGAUUCAGUGACUAUGGCACCUACCUGUGCGUGGCUACCUUCCAGGGAGCACCCAUUCCUGACCUCAGUGUGGAGGUGAACAUCUCCUCAGAGACAGUGCCACCAACAAUAAGUGUCCCCAAGGGUCAGUCUGCCGUCACUGUGCGGGAAGGCUCCAGGGCUGAGCUGCAGUGCGAGGUUCGAGGAAAGCCCAAGCCACCCAUCCUCUGGUCCCGGGUGGACAAGGAAACCCCCAUGCCUUCAGGGACAAUGACAAUGGAGACCUACGAUGGGAAGCUGCACUUGGAGAGCGUGAGCCGAGAAAUGAGUGGGACCUAUAAGUGUCAGACAGCCAGGUACAAUGGAUUUAACAUCAGACCCCGGGAAGCCCUGGUGCAGCUCAACGUGCAGUUCCCGCCUGUGGUGGAGCCGGCCUUCCAGGACGUGCGGCAGGGCAUGGGGCACGGCGUCACGCUGCGCUGCACCAUGCUCAAGGGCAGCCCCAUGAAGGUGGCCACCUCCGUCUGGCGCUUCAACGGGAGCCUCCUGGCGCAGCCCCUGGCAGAGCAGCAGGACUACUCAGAGCUCAGGGUGGACAGCGUCAGCCGGGAGACCAGCGGGAACUACGAGUGCAGCAUCUCCAACGACGUGGGGGUCUCCACCUGCCUCUUCCAGGUGUCUGCAAAAGCUUAUAGUCCAGAGUUUUACUAUGACACUCCCAACCCCACCUUGAGCCAGAGGCAAUCCAAGAAUUACUCUUACGUCUUGCAGUGGACCCAGAAGGAGCCUGAUGCUGUGGAUCCCAUCCUCAAGUACCGCCUGGAAGUCCGGCAGCUGUCUCAGAGAAACACCAUCCAGACCUUCAUUCCUGUGAAGAAAAUGGAGAAAGGCCUGCUGCUGGAGCACAUCUUGCCCAACCUGAAAGUGCCUCAGAGCUAUGAAGUUCGCCUGACGCCCAUCACCAGCUUUGGGGCCGGAGACAUGGCCGCCCGCAUCAUCCGGUACAUGGAACCAAUCAACUAUCCCAACCCAACAGAUAACACGUGCCGCUUUGAGGACGAGAAGAUCUGCGGCUUCGUGCAGGACAAGAUGGACAACUUUGACUGGACGCGGCAGAACGCGCUGACGCAGAACCCCAAGCGCACCGUCAACACGGGGCCCCCCACGGACAUCAGUGGCACGCCCGAGGGUUAUUACAUGUUCAUUGAGGCGUCUCGGCCCCGGGUGACAGGAGACAAAGCCCGGCUCAUCAGCCCCCUGUACAACAUCACUGCCAAGUAUUACUGCGUCUCCUUCUACUACCACAUGUACGGGAAGCACAUUGGCUCCCUGAACCUGCUGGUUCGCGUGCGGAACAAGCGAGCCAUCGACACCCAGGUCUGGUCCCUCAGUGGCAAUCGGGGCAACGUGUGGCAGCAAGCACAUGUGCCCAUCAACCCCCCCGGGCCCUUCCAGAUCAUCUUUGAAGGUGUUCGAGGCACCAGCUACGAGGGGGACAUUGCCAUCGAUGACGUCACUCUGAAAAAGGGAGACUGCCCAAGGAAGCCAAUUGGACCGAAUAAGGCUGUUGCUCUUCCAGGAAGCAGUGUCCCAGCCCUGCACAGCCCUUGGCUUUGUGGCCCAUUGACUUUCUUCCUUUACGUGCUGCUCAGAUGAUGGCAAGCGAGCGCUCCUGUCUUCGGACCAAGACAUUCCUGCUCCUUUCCUACUCAGCCACCUCUGCUCCUUCCUCCCCUCCUCACUGGCACACCAAAGUGUCCAUAUGUUACCAAAGACUGACAGGCAUGACCAUGCAAAGGGAUCUGGUUCAGAACUGGAGCACUCCUUGAGAAAGUUAUAAUGUCUAGAACAAAAUUUAAAAAUAAAGACAAAACUUUUUUUAAAAAGCACGUGCACGAGAGAGAGUGAGAGAGAGAGAGAGAGGAAGGAAAGAAACACACAUGGAGAAAAGAAGGAACGAAACACAAAAAAAUGGGAAUGAAGAAAUGUGAAGAGCAAAUGAAAGAAGAAAAAAAACACACCCAUGUUUCCUUGGGAAUGUCGGACAGGGCUUCCUCAGGGAAGUGAGAACUUGUUUUAAACAAACAAACAAAAAUAUAUUAAAGCACAAAUUUCUACCAGAACAGUUACCUUCUUUGCUGCAGAGCCCACAGCUUAGUGGAUGAUAUCCUGCAGUACUCCCCUUGUCUCCUCAUGCUUUCCCACUGGCUGGGGCUGCCCCGCUCCGGCUGCAGCACCGGCCCCGUCUGUGGGGCAGCAGCCGCCCCACGUGCCGGCAGCCGGAGCGCCUUUCCUCGCACCGCAUGUGCUUCAGUGUCUCCAUCCAUCCACACCUCCCAGGCUCUCAUGUACUUAAUUGCCCCCAGUGUGGUUUGCUUUGGCCCUUUCCCACCGCUCUCUGCUUCUCCUCAUCCCCCAGCCUGAAGAAGAUGGAGCAAGCAAGGGACCGAUGGCAUGGACCACGCUGAGUGGGGAAGUCCUGUCUGGAUCCAGCUGCAGCACAGGCCUCCAAGAGCCUCUGUCUGUCUCUCAGCACUCUUGCUGGAUAGGGAUCAGGUCUGAGCUGCAGACAGAAAAUCUGGUCUCUCUGGGGCUGAGGGAUGGGAUGUGACUGGAUGGGACUGGAAGGGUGGAGCAGUUGCACAUUGGCUUCCCCCUGUGAAUAUUGGGAUGGCAACUGCCUCAGCCCCAAACCCACAAUUGCUUCUCUGCCUGUAUUUUGUUACCUAUUUAUUUUGGUUUUUAUUCCAUUACUUCCUCCACCUCAAGUUUUCUGGAUUAUGGGAAGAUUCAGGCAUUUAAAUGUUCUUUAGCCAGGCAGCAAGUCCUGUGCUCAUGACCCAACCCCUGGGCUGGCAGUUCAGGCAGCUCCAGUGCUGCCCUCUCACCUCCCAAGGCCUUUUACAUGCACAGUGCAUUUGCUGCAGUGUGGGCAAAUGGUGGCAACAGCAUCACUGCUCAGGGUUGAGGUUGCUGAAUUUUGUCAGCACAUGCAGCCACACAGGCACUCAGCUUCCACUGCCAGGGCAGUGGGCAGAGGAGCUGAAGUGUGGAACAGGCAAGAAACUGCUCCAAGAACGAUUCAUGCAGGAAAUUGGCCCUUGUGCACAAGAAGCUUGUGCUGAGCUGUGGUGCUGUUUGCCACUGAGGAACAAGGGAGCAGGGAUGGGGGAAAUUCACCUUUUUCUUGAUGGUAUCAUGAGUGGGUAAAGGUGGUGUUUCUCUUUGCUGCAGACCUGCAGCAGAUUUGGCCCAACAGCCUCAAGGUGGAGGCAGAUGAACCUCCAGGAGAAGGAUUUGCCCUGCACCAGCCACACAGGAGCUGUGAUAGCCUUGUUGCAUCUGGAGGCAGCUCUGGGCAUGACUUACCUCCCUGCACAGGGCAGAGUUAGCCCCACAAGGCUGUGAAUUGGGGUUUACUAGCCCACACUUGCAAUUAAUUAAGUGUGACUUUUCCUCCUAAGGGAUAUCCCAUCCAAAAUCCCUAUCUGGAGUACCACAGAUAAGAUAGUUGUUUCACUGCAGUACUCAUGGCACCUUAGCCAUUUCUGAUUAAAUAUCAGCUUCUCUAAGACAGCCAUGUUUGUCUGAAAUCACCUGAAUGUAUUAACUGCCUCCUGCAUUGCUCAGUUUCCAGCCAUGGCUGGGGCCUCAUUGCCUUCACUGAUGGAGGGGGAAAGCUCUUCCUUAACUCCCAGGAGAUCCAGCCACCAUCAGAGAGAGAAAGGACAUCAGCUCUGAGGGACAAGGGGACCUUCUUCACAGGAGGCCUUGCAAGACAGUAGAGGACAUGAUACAAGUCUCCCCAGCUCAUUCUGCUUUUCUCCAUUUCCAAGAAUUGGGACUGUGUCUUUUCUGUCUCCAUCCCUCCCUCCAGAGCCCAGACCUCAAUCACAGUGCACAUUUGACCAGGAAAGCCGUGGCUGUUGCCCAGGGCCAGGCAGUGUCAUGGAGUGCAGUGGGUGCCAACAGCAAUUCUGUGUCUUGCUGCCUGUUGCCAUUUUCAUGGGCAGCCAGCGCUGCCUUUUUAGGCUGAGCUCUUUCAGCCCUGUGCUCUUCUUUUCGUCUGUGCUUCAUCACCCCACUCCUGGUAAGAGUCCACUUUCACUCCUAGGAGAGAGACCGUGCUUUCCAGUGGCGCUUGGGAGCUUCCCAAUGGCUCCUGAUCUGCCAGCAGCAGAACAUUUGUGUUGCAUUGCUGGUUGCAGGAGGCUUCUUCUGGGCAGAAGGUGGAGACAGUGCUUCCCCAUCAGUAAGAGAUAGCCCAGGGCAACCAUCUCACCUUCUGAGCUCUGAGGCAGGGGCCUUGUGAGUUGGCUUCCUCAGACUGCUCAGCCCAGCUUGCACAAGCACCCAGGUUUUGGUGGUGUUUAGUGAGCAUCAGAGGUGCUGUGGGGCUGGAGAGGUGCAGCCUGAAGGUUCAGGAUGAUGGACAAAGCAUUACCUGUGAGGCAAGUGUCAGCAAAAGGGCACCACACAGGGGUGCCUGCAGGGAGGGAGUCCAUGCCCUGUUGCCAGCCCCUGUGAGGAAGGCUGUAAGAGCCUCACCACACCAAGCCAUGGCACAGGGGGCAAGAAGCCCUUUGGUGGCUGUAGGUGCAGGGCAGAGCAAGGAGGCUGUCCCAGCCAGAGAUGAAGCCUUCUGCUGUCAGGUGUCCUUCAGCUUCAGUAAAAGUCUCAGGAAGCCCCAUCCCACUUUAACCUCUGCUCUUUUAUCUCUGGCUAGAAAGCAGCUGGCAGUGAGUUUGGGGUAAAGUCAUUAACACAAGUGCCCCUGCUUCUCAAAAGUACUGAGGACAACAGGAGAGACUUCAUUUCCCUGGCAGAUGUGCUGAGAGAUGGCAUCAGGGGAAAGAGGCACUUCAGCAGCAGGGAUGGGAAGAUGUGCAUUGAUGAGAUGGAGGGGAGGCAGGGUCCCUCUUCUUUGAGGGUAGUGGUUCUUGUGGUUUUCUACCCCAUGCUUGAGAGGCAAGUCUCCUUGUGGAGGUAAUGCAUCCCAGGUGAGAUGUAAAGCCAUGCUCCUUACCCCUUCCAAUUAAAGAUCCCUUCACAUUUUUCACACUGUUCUGGCUAAAUUACAGUCCUUAAACUUAAUUACUGUCUGUCUUCUUAAAUAUCUGCUGCAGUCCCAAUGUUAUGUUUCUCUUCCUGAUGUUUUAUGUUGCUCUGUGCCUAUGAAGUAGCUGCUUUAUUCCACUCCAGAAGUGGCUGCAUUUCAGCAACGGUGGAUAUUAUUCCUGUAUAUAGUAUGAAAGUCCCUGCAGAAGAAAAGUGCAAUAUAAAUUUAAGAGACUGCUUUUAUUUACAAGGAGACCUCUGCUUGGUAGUUGUAGAAAUACAUUAGGAAGAAUGCUGUGUGGGUGUUAGCCAAUAUAUACUCAAUUUCAUUUUUUUCAGGGUGUAGAACAGAAAAUAUGUGAGUGUGCAGGCUCCUGGGUAUAAGUUGUAGAUAUUAGAAGUAGUGAAUGCUACUGUGUAGUUACAAGUGGGGCUUACAAAGAAACUUUACAUUUGAAAUCUCUUUUUGUAGUUGUUCAUUGUAUUCUGAAAAAUAUACUUUUUAAUUUUAAUUUUCUACAGUUCCGUGCAAGUCCAAAUAGCAGGUCAUCAACAGAACUUUAAUCCAUGGCUUUUAACAAUCUGAACAUCAAUUCCUGCUGCUUGCCCUGAAAUGCAGUUCCUGGCUGGUAAUAAUAAUAGACUAUUUUUCUUCCACAAAGAUCAGCCACUGGAAAGUGAUGGACAUAAUAUGUUCCAUUUGAUCUGGAGUUAAGUGAUUAGAAGCACCUGAGUGCAACUCUUCCCAGCUGUAUGAGAGUGAAAAAUUGUUUCAUGUAUAUGAAAAACUUUGCAUAGCGCACAAAUGGUUUGGGAAGUGCUCGUGGGUCCCUUUCAGCUCAGCAAAUUCUGGGAUUCUGUGAUUGGCAGGCACACAGAGAUGCUCCAGCAGAGCUGCACAGUGUGCUGCCUGGAGAACAGCUGUAGCAACAGUGAUAGGGAGCCCUUCUUCUGGGAACUGGUUUUCUUCUGGAAAGAAAUAUGGGAGCAAUCAGGGAAAAAUUGGUGAGUGGGAGGGCUUCAGAUAUUUAGGCUGGUAAUUUUUUUGCAAAAAUAAUUUAGAGAUAUGAGAAUGAGUUUAGUAAACAUGCUACAAAUCGUAUUUUAUUCCCUAUUGCUAUCCAAAGUAUUGAAAUUUAAUUUCUAUCUAUACAAAAUCCUGUGGGUGCACUACUCCAGAAUUACAAAAACAUUGCUUUACUACCAAAGGGAGAGCAAAGUCUGGAUUCCUCCUCCUGAGCCUGUCCCUAUCAGGAAGGGCCCAGCUUUUGGCUUGGUGCUGGGUGCUGCUCAGCCUGGGGGGACUGUCAGUGGUGCUGUGGAGAAGCUUCUCUCCACCACUGCCCUGAGCCCUGUCUCCAGCAUGAAGGGGUCCCCUCAAGGCACUGUCAGGAGCAAGGCCUGCUCCCCAUUAGCUCUCAGCAAGGCUGAGGCAGGGAAUUUUAUCAAUGGGAAUUGCCAAGGGGUCCUCAUGCUGCCCCGGGCAGGGACAGGCAAAGGAACCGGGGCAUUUUCCCUCCUCCAUGGAGUAAAUGGUGUUAGUUCACCCCACUUGGAGACAAACCUUUUUGUUAAAGCAGAGAGCUCAGGAAGCUGCUGCUUCAGGAUGUUGCUGUUUUAGUCACCUUUGUCAGUCAGCACCACAUAGAUAUCCAAUUUUCUCUGGAAAUGCUGCAGCACCCAUUUGCCUCCUGGGUGCAAGAGAGAGAGAGACCUCCAGAGACAGACAGCAAGUCAGCAGGACAUACUGUGUCCCUGUGCUCUGUGGCUGCAGGGAAUGGGGGGCUGGGUCCAGAUCACCUAGAUCUGCUCUGGCACCUUCUCCAUCUUGCUCCCUGCAGCCCUGGCAAAGCCUGAGGGGCUGCCUGGGUGGUGGUGGUGGAGCAGGAGCACUUCAGGACAUGUGUUGGCUCCAUCAGGGACCUGGUGUGGGUCAUGUCCUGGCUCCAUCAGAGGCAAAGGAGGGCUCACAAACAGCCCCAUGCAUGGCUGAAAGGAUGGAACAGAACUUCUCUGUGUUCUUUGGAAAAGGAGAGAGGAAAGAUGAGCUCCACAGUGCAUUGUCCUUUGUUUCACUGAUGGCAGGCAGCAAGCUCUGACCUGAGGCUUCUCAGAUGCUGGGCAAGGAGACUAAAGAAAAUCCUGAGACCAGAUUUCCCAGUAAAAUGCACCAGUCCAGCUCCAGAUCCUCAGCACAUGAAGAAGCCAGGCAAGCCACUGUCCUCCCACGGGUGAUCCCUGAGGAAAGCUGCAAAGGGCUGGUCCCAGCUCGUGACCACUGUCCUUCUCUCUGCUGCCUUUCAUGGUGAGGGUUUUCCAGCAUGGGACAGAGAACAAGGGAAAGGGAGAGAUGCUGUCUUUACUGUUGCAAAGGUAGAGCUGGGUGAUUAGAGAUUUUUGUAGAGAGCUGUGCAAGUCUGUGGUAAAUCCAGGUUUUGCUGGCAUUUGCAACAGCCUGUAAACAAUGCGCUCCUGUGGAAUGAGACAAUAUUUUGUGCUUCCAUUAACUAUUUUUCUAAAACAAAGUGGGCUGUGAAUAUUUGACUUAGAGUAGGAUUUUUUACCCCCAGGAUGGCCUAAAUCAGCAGAAGACAGGGCCAACUGCACAGCUGUCAUACAGUGCCAGUCCCCAGGCAGUGCCAGUGCCCAAAGCCCAUAGUGAUGGAUGUGCCUUAUGCUGUAAUGGCUGGGCCCUUGCCUGAAGCUUGGAACCAAGUGAAGGGUACCUGUCUGCUCUGCCAGCCAUGUGCAUCUGUCCUGUCUGCCAGCCAAGUCUGUGGGAAGAUGAAAGCCCCUGGUGCUGCUGCUGCUGCUGCUGUGAGCCAGUGGGGAUCUGCUUUGCCUGGGGGAGAUGGGCUCUGGUCUCCUGCCAUUUCGGCAGUGAAGUGGCUUCCAGUUGUGUAAAGCCCAGCUGUUACAAUUGAGAGAUGCUCCAGGAUCUUCAGAAGUUGCAUAACUACAGCAAGCCUCAAUUGAUCAGCAAAGGCAGGCCCUGGGUAGGGGCUGGAACGUCCCAGAUGUCAGCAGUGCUGUGCUGCCACUCAGUGAGCUGCACCUCCUUUGUUCUCAGCAUUCCAGCAGCUCAAGGCUGAGCCCAAACCAGCCAAGAGCAAGUGCAGCUCCACUUCCUUCUCUGCAUUGCAGCCUCUGCAGGCAGGCACCAACAGGUUUUCUUUUGGUGACCCUGACAAGCAAUGUGGUGCAGAGAUGAAACUGUUUCCAGGCGCUGCUUGCACUUAGGUCCGGCCCUGGUAAGGGGUUUAUCUUAGCAGCCUGUAGAGGGAUCAAAGCCAAAAGCUGAGCUGUGGGUGUGUUGCAGCUGCCAGAAAUGCAGCAGGCAGGGGAUAAGGCCCCUUUUACUGGUGGAGUCCCCACCUUUCCCUUCCCCACAGUCCAUGCUCCAACUCAGAGUACCUUCAAAGCUGGGGCAUUUGGUAUUUAAUGUCUCACUGGGCCUUGUUCUCAAGAACCAGUUGUGGGUAUCAGUGAACAGAGUGACAGCCAGGCUGUAGCAGCAUCGUCAGCUCAGGCAGCACCUAGACUGUGCUGAGAGGAGAAUAUAGAUACCAUUCUGUCUAUAAAAUGCCACAGGCAUUGACUGGACUAGUGUUUGGGUCUUUUGUGUGGGUGGCAGCACGAACCACACAGAGACUGAGCAAGGGACUGGUGAACACUAGACAUUUCCCUGGAAAAAUUCAGAUGCUGAUGAGGAAACAUAUUUACAGACUUGGAGCAAACCUUUCCUAUGCAUGUAGCAUCCUGAGACAAGAAGACUCUCUGAGAGUUUGCUGGAGGUGACCUUUUCCUCUCGUCAAACUUUGUUCUUCUCUGCUGCCCAUCCCCAGCUUCUCAGCACAUUAAUGUAAUUGUUGGUGUUAAAGCUGGGUAAAGUGUCAGUGCUUUCAAAGUUUGGCCUGCUUUCCACUUUUCGGGAUCUUCUAGUUGUAUCAUCUCAUUCCACAGCAGGGAGUUCCACAGCAUGCAUUCAUCUCAAGACAUUCCCUAAAAGCUGAGAAUGCUGCAGAUACGUGGUUCUUCUUCGUGGUUUUUAGUUGCAGCCCUUGCCUGACAGCGUGGAGACAAUUUCUCAUCUCUGGAUGGACUGGAAACUUUGGUUUGGUCAGCAUGGUUUUGCUUGGGUCCUUUUCCCCAGUCAGAACCAUCCUGCCUGUAUCACAAUACAUGCAGCAGAGGAAAGGGGCCAUCAUCCAAGAUACAACUGGCUCAUGGGGAAACAACUGUGGCAUCUGCCUUUGGCCAGAAGUGAGCAUCAGACAGUGAUUUCCACACUCCUUCUCACUCCAUCCCCCUUAUUUACCCUCACUGAGUGUUUCAUUUGCAGCCUGGAGAGACAGCAGCAGACUUCAUCCCUGGAUCCCAUAGAAGGGGAUCACACCAAAAUCCCAUCCUCAGUUUCUGGGGUGCAGGGAGAACCAGCUCAGGCCCAACAGUGAGCCACUUCAGUGGGAUCUAGUUCCAGUGGGACUGCAUCACCUCACACGUCCAUGUCACCAAGGCCAGUAAGAGAGUGUUGGUUGACCUGACAGAAGUGUGGAAACAGCCCCCACAAAGUCUGUGUGUGUGGGGAUACUGUGGAAGAGGGAGGGGGGUCCUCUGGUGUCUCUUGGGUUUUUUGCUAUCAGUGUCCUAGGUGGGGAUCCUGGGACAGAGCCUCAUCUCCACCCAGCCCCUCAUUGCCACCAUGUCGUGUCCCAUCCCCACCCCACAUCUCACAGCGUGCCAUCGCCACACUGAGUGGAGCUGGGGCCCUCUUGCCACCAUGAUGCCAAGCUGUCCACAACGUUAAAAGCACAAAACACAAAGGGACUGAACUGAACCUUUCAAACAGGGUGAGAUGUUUUAUAAGCAUUGCCUCAUCCACCACCUCCCCCAGCCCAGUGCACCCGCUAUGUAACCUACAGACUCUCAGCGUGGAUUGUUUCAUUCAAAUAAAGCUGCAGUACUCCA